CACUCGCUGAGCAGGCGGUCACACUGUAAAUACCGAAAGCGCCGUUGUUUUUUAGGGCGUUUUAGCCACCUUACUUCUUUGUGGUUGUUUGCCUAUCUACAUUGCCAUUUUGUAAAUCCCAUUGACCACUUGCACGUCCACGGAUAGAUGAUAUAGACGCGAAUUGGCCCGAACCCGAAGUCUGAACCCAAAACUCCGUUAGUCCUUUGUUGAUGGUAAUCGUGCAUUGGAGGAGAGAAAUCGAAAUCAAAAUCGAAAUCGUUAGCAUUCCGUAGAGGCAUUCGAGGCACGGAGCGAGCAUGUUCAGUAUCAGCGAGCUCUGUUGCAUGUUUUGCUGCCCCCCGUGUCCGGGUCCCAUUGCGGCCAAGUUGGCCUUCCAGCCGCCGGAGCCCACGUACAAAUUGACCCCGGCGGACGAUACCAAUAUCCGGUAUAACCUGCAGUUGUUCGACCGCGCCGAAUGGCAGUACUCCGAACGUGAGAAAUCAAAAGUGGAAGCCUUCUUUACGCGCACCUCGCGUGGCAACCUGAUCACCUGCAUUUAUGUCAGGUGCAGCAAGAAUGCCAAGUACACGCUGCUCUUCUCCCACGGGAAUGCAGUGGAUUUGGGCCAGAUGAGCAGUUUCUACCUAACACUGGGCUCCCAGAUCAAUUGCAACAUCUUUGGGUACGACUACUCCGGCUACGGAAUGAGUGGCGGCAAGCCCUCCGAGAAGAAUCUGUAUGCGGACAUAGAGGCAGCCUGGCAGGCGAUGAGAACCAGAUUCAACAUCAGCCCGGAGACAAUCAUCUUGUAUGGGCAGAGCAUUGGCACUGUGCCCACUGUGGACCUGGCCUCGCGUCACGAGGUCGGCGCUGUGAUACUCCAUUCGCCGCUGAUGUCCGGCCUAAGGGUCGUCUUUAGGAACACAAAGAGAACCUGGUUCUUUGACGCCUUCCCCAGCAUUGAUAAGGUGGCUAAGGUGAAGGCUCCGGUUCUGGUUAUCCACGGCACCGAUGAUGAGGUCAUUGACUUUUCCCAUGGCAUCGGAAUCUACGAGCGGUGUCCUAAGACUGUCGAGCCGUUUUGGGUGGAGGGUGCUGGGCAUAAUGAUGUGGAACUGCAUCCGCAUUAUUACGAGCGACUGCGCAAGUUUCUUUCGGUGGAACUCGUCAAAUGACAAUUAAAGAAUAAUGUGGACGGAGGCGUUAGCGACACUACAUCGGGUGUAAUAUCUAAUUCAAACCCUGCCGCCGGUAGUACGUCCCUAAGUUCAAAACACCCAAACCCUGCCCCUGCAGCAGGAAGCGAAACAAGUAAAAAGAAUGUGGAAACAAAUGUCAAACGGAUUGAAAACGAUGGUGCCUCAAAUUCCAGCCAGAGUUCUACUAAAGCUCUCGAGCAGAAGUUUCUUUAGCAAAAACAGUCGGGCUCGUAUUCAAAAGCCCAACCCUUCUCACCACAGUUCCCAAGCAGGGAAUUAUCAAGCAAAUCGUGCGGAAACAGACAUAGCAAACAAAAUAGGAAAGAAGACCCCCCACCAUUAACUGAUACAAAGUCGAACGGCUUU
Messenger RNA from Drosophila teissieri, 1550 nucleotides. Its product is annotated as alpha/beta hydrolase domain-containing protein 17B. Gene Ontology annotation, molecular function: palmitoyl-(protein) hydrolase activity. Gene Ontology annotation, biological process: protein depalmitoylation. Lineage: Eukaryota; Metazoa; Arthropoda; Insecta; Diptera; Drosophilidae. The coding region runs from base 300 to 1160 and encodes 286 amino acids. Gene Ontology annotation, cellular component: endosome membrane; plasma membrane. The record is from RefSeq and is a predicted model, not a curated record. The transcript has 6 exons.